Anastrepha ludens (Mexican fruit fly) is the source of this 5234-nucleotide messenger RNA. It is a transcript of the gene Eps-15, whose product is annotated as epidermal growth factor receptor substrate 15-like 1. The transcript is spliced from 13 exons. Gene Ontology annotation, biological process: endosomal transport; endocytosis. Bases 158 to 4219 code for a protein of 1353 amino acids. Gene Ontology annotation, molecular function: calcium ion binding; cadherin binding. The record is from RefSeq and is a predicted model, not a curated record. Gene Ontology annotation, cellular component: clathrin coat of coated pit; cytoplasm; plasma membrane. NCBI's taxonomy places the organism in Eukaryota, Metazoa, Arthropoda, Insecta, Diptera, Tephritidae.
CAACUGUCAGAAUUUUUCUGUUUAUCGAUUUUGUGAUAAGAGAAUUUGGAAAAGUUUUAUUCUUGAAUGAGCAAAAGUUGUGGCGUAUCUUCAUAAUCCUGAUAAAUUUGCCGUUGAAGUUGUUUUCGAGCGAGGAACAGUGCACUGGAUUUAAAAAAUGAAUUUAGACUUCGCGAAAUUGUGCGGCAAGCACGGUGCCAUUUAUGAGGCAUAUUACAAACAGAUUGACCCUAAAGGUUCUGGUGCUAUUGAAGCGAUGACGGCAGCGAAAUUUUUGAAAAAAUCUGGUCUUAGUGAUGUGGUGCUGAGUCGGGUUUGGGAUUUGUCAGAUCCUGACGGAAAGGGGUUUCUGGAUAAGCCUGGUUUCUUCGUUGCAUUAAAACUCGUCUCUCUGGCUCAAGCAGGUCAAGUAAUUAAUAUGAGCAACAUCUAUACAGAUACACUGAAUCCACCGAAAGUGGGCGAUAUUCCAAAAAUUAUGCCACCUCGCAUUCAAACUGUGCCAGUUUCGAGUGGUGGUAUUACAAGCGGCGAUUGGUCCAUAAGUGUUAUUGACCGUUUGAAGUAUGAACAACUGUUCGAGACCUUGAAACCUGUUAAUGGAAUGUUGGCUGGAAACAAAGUCAAAGGCGUACUCAUGGACUCGAAACUCCCAAUGGACACUUUGGGGAAAAUUUGGGAUUUAGCUGACCAGGACAAGGAUGGUAACUUGGACAAGCACGAAUUUAUCGUAGCCAUGCACCUAGUCUACCAGACACUGGAAAAGCGCACUGUACCAGAUGUGCUACCACAAGAGUUGCGCAAGCCAGGCGGAGGUCCACCUCCAAAACCAGCUCCGCCGUCUGUUGCAAGUAAUAAUGCUACGAUGCCGCGUGCACCUAGUGGCGAAGGGUUUGGCGAUGGUGGUUUUGUAGCCAACUUUCCUAAAGAUAUAGCACCUCCACCAGCUAUACCACCGCUGCCUGUUGCGAUACCAACAAUGACACGUGUUCCACCCGUAGGUGCUAGUGGUGUGCAACCACAGCCUCUUAUAUCAACAGAUCCUCUUAUACCUAUUGGCGCGCCACCUUCAGUAACAGCUAGCGCUGAUUGGGUUGUUAGCCCAACUGAAUUGAAACGCUUUGAAAUAACAUUCCGGGAAUCAGAUCGAGACAAAGAUGGGCUUGUAUCAGGACUCGAAGUAAAGAAUGUGUUUUUACAAUCGGGAGUGCCACAAAACUGUUUAGCGCAUAUUUGGGCGCUUUGUGACACAAAUCAAUCGGGCAAGUUGACAUUCGAGCAAUUUGCCUUGGCAAUGUGGAUGGUGGAACGUAAACAAAAAAACAUUGAGCCUCCGCAAGUACUGACAGCCAAUAUGGUACCACCGUCUAUGCGUAGCACUGUAUCUGGCGUGGAUUUGCAACCACAAGAACCAAAACCGGCAUAUUCUAAUCCUGAGCUAGAAAUGAUUUCAAAGGAAAUCGAAGAACUUGCCAAAGAGCGCCGUGCUUUGGAAACAGAAAUCGCACAGAAAGAGGCAGAUAUUCGCAUAAAAUCCGGAGAAGUUCGUAGCUUACAGAGCGAAUUAGAUACAUUGUCUGCCACACUAAAGCAAUUAGAGAAUCAACGCGGGGAAGCACAGAAACGGUUGGACGACUUGAAAGCACAGAGCAUUGAUUACCAGACGGUACUAGCAAACAUGACUUUAGAUAUAUUCCAAAUAAGAAAUCAGGUCAAUAAAAUACGCGAACAAUGCCAGAAACAGGAGGAAACUAUCAACGAGCAGGAGGGUGAACUGAAUGCAAAGCGAUCUGAGUUGCAAAAGCUAAAAGAUGAGGAGGCUGCGUUGCAGAAAGAGUAUGACCAAAAUAAUCGCGAAUUACAAAAGCUAACACAACACCUACAAAACACCCAAUUACAAAUAAGUUCGGUACGUUCUAUGGUUACACAAUUAAUGGAGACUCAGCGGCAAAUGACUGAUGCAUUGCUGAUGUGUCGAGCGGCCAUCUCAAAUCAAGACACCGAGUUAGUUUCAGAGUAUCAAUUAAAAAUCGAACCAGACUUCAGCGAAGCUCGUCAAACGCUCGAAAAGAAAGUUGAAGAACCUAAAGCGGACGAUCCAUUUGAUGAAAAUAGUACCGCAGCACCGGCAACGAAAACUUCGAACACAAACGGAUUUGUCAGUAAUGGCUUCAGUAAUGAUCCGUUUGCGGCUAAUAAUGUUAAUAUUGGUCGAAGUGGAUUUGAUGACAGCUUUACAGCCAACACUGGAUUCAGCGAUAGCGGAUUCGAUGCAUUUGGCAACAACAGCGGCUUCAAUCAGCCACAAACCGAUCCGUUUGGCAGUGAUGCAUUCAGUGGAAAUAAACCUAGCAAUGCUGUAACGCCCGAGCCGGGUAAAGAUGACUUUGGAAGUGAUCCGUUUGCCGCAUUGCAUGCACCUACGGGCCAAGGACAGGUGUUAAGCCCAAAUACUCAAAAGGCGGGACCACCUCCAAGGCCUGAAUCGCCAAGCCCAGCAUUGCCACCAAAGAAAUCGAAGGUGCCACCACCGCGACCAGCACCACCUCGUCCAAUGCAAGGACCCGCACGACCUGCUCAACCAUCUGCGGAUGCUUUCGGAUCGAAUACAUCUAGCGGAGGUGGUGGCUUUGCUGACUUUGCAGAUUUCGACAAUAAGGUCUCGAACAUUCCACCGCCUAUAGCAUUCCCCACACAAUCAACAUCUGCACUCCUGUCGCUUAACAGUACAAACAACAGCAGUAGUAGUUCAUUUGUCACCACCUCGACCACUCCCACCGCCAAGGUAAAGAGUGCCACAUCAGUCACCACCGCAUUUGCAUCGCCAUCAGUAUCCGUUUCAAGCGCAUCACCAUCAACGCCAGUGUCCACGUUAACGGCAAUUGCAAACAUUUCCAACAAUUCAUCCACUACGUCCUCGUCUCUAAAUGAUCAUUUAACGCGUUCCAUCACACCGCUACAACAGGCGUCCAAAGUAACAACCGGUACAGCUGCGGGUAAAAGUACCCGUGAGAGUCGAGCAUCUAUUAUUAUUGGUCCAACAGACUUCUCAGAUGAUCCCUUCAAGGACUAUCGAUAUGAGGAUCCAUUUAGUAUUAAAGACCCAUUCGCGGAUGAUGAUGAGGAUGAUACAGAUCCGGAGAAGGUUUUUAAGGACGAAAUAUCAGAUGAUGACAAAGUUAAGACCUCCAGUACGACCUUUUUAGCCAACAGCAUAAAUACGCAAACAUUUGGAACUAUUAAUAAAAGUACAACCCCACUUAGUGCUGAAUUUCUGGAUCGAUUCGACGCAAUCAAUUUGAAUCCCAGUCCGGUACCUUCACAACAGUCGUCAAUAUCAGGUGGUUUAACAGGUUUAGGUGUUAGCGCUGGUACUCACAGUAGUAUUAGUAGUUCAAGUAAGAAGUCAAAAAGCAUUACCCCUCCACUUCCAGCAGGAGGCGUGGUUGGUGGUGAUUCCAGCAGUCUAUUUGACAACUUUGCCAAAUUUGAUGCUUUUGGGGCGCCGAAAUCGAAAACGGCAGGAAAAUUGACUGCAUUUGGUGAGCUGGAAGCGGCUUUUAAAUGUAAUAGCUCUCAAGAGUCCACAACCAAUACAAGUGAUUCCUUUUUCGAUGCAUUUAAUGAUAAUUUUGACAAUAAUUCUAAUCGGGAUGUGAAGACAAACGCGAAUACUGAAAAGUCAAACGCUAAUGUCUUCGAUGCUUUUGGUGAUAACAAGACAAAUUUGGAUGCAUUUGAUGCCUUUGGUGCCUCAAAAAGUGUUGCCGCUACAACUUUAGAAUCUACAGAAAAUUUAGCAAUCACUAAAUCUUCUAAAAUGUUUGACGAUUUCAAUGACAAUACAUUUGAAGAUGAUUUCUUUAAAACAAAAGAUAAGAAUGCGAAUGCGACCAAUUUUGAUACUGAACUGACAACUAAAGAAAACAAUUUUGCUAAAUUUGAUGCAUUUGGUGAUAGUCACAAUUUUACUAAUGAUUUUGCUACUGCUCUAAAUAAUUCGAUCAACUUAAUUAAUAACGAAGACUCAAAGUCCUCGAAGGUUGUAACAGGCGCAACAUCACUGAUGAAAGUACAAAAUCUCACAACUCUAUCGAAAGUGUCAAAUCCGGAAGUAGAAACUAAAGUUUCAGAGAAAUUUGCUGCUGAUUACUCUAAAGCCGACACAUUCGAGUUGGACUUGCAGGAGGCACUCAAGCGUAGUGUAUUAGAUAAAUAAAGGAAUGCUAGCUACUGGCCCGAUACAAUUUAUACUGAAAUCGAUAAUACGAUUUAUAGAUUUGCUUAAUCUCAAUGUAUUCCGUUGUUAUAUAUACGUAUGUAUAUAUGAUGCAUAUAGUAACAGAAUAUGAUAGUUCGCCAUAAUAAUGGAAAUUAGACAUAAUUAGAAAUAUGGGCGUGGCCCGUUGAACAAUUCAAAUGAAGCUGAUAAAUUACUCAUUCAUCAUUAUGCCGUUUAUGUUUUUGCUCAGAUUUUGUACUCAUAAUUUUAUUUACAACGAGAAUGAUUUUUAUUCAUUAAGAAUAUUAAAUAUUUUUUCGCUUAGAAAUGGAUUUGCGUUGAGUUGCGUACACAGCUUUUCUGUUUGUAUAAAAAUGUGUCGCAAUUAUUGGAAUUGAAUUACGCAUGCGAACAUUGUAUUCCAGCUACAAUAGCUACACAAUACCAUAUACAUACAUAUAUAUUGGCAUAAUACGUACAAACAUAUGUUUGCGAUAACAACGUUGAUUGAAACUUAAAAAAAAAAAUUAUGAAAAUUGCAAGUUACAAUAUAUGUAAAUAUGUGUCGGAAAUUACUUACGUAUCGAAGAUUGUAAAUUACAAAAAAUUAUGUUAAUUGUAAUCAUUGAUCCGAAUUGCUUAGUUCUCAACCAAAAUAUCUGACAAUUCCAUAACUUAAAAUAAACGUAUUAUUUACUUUAUAUUAUAUUAUUUUCGUUUAGUUAUAUGACAAAUUUUUCAUUUACAUGAAUAUUUAUAAUAAAAAUGCAAAGACUGCAUACUGCAUACAUAAACAAAUGAAUAUAAAUAUUCGCCUAAUAUUUUAUUACGCAAAGUUGCAAAACACAAAAGUGCUAUUACUCGAAUUACAACUGUUGUAAGGUAAGAAAUACUUAAUAUAUUUUCAUAUUACUGUUAUUUCAUAAUGAAUUAUUAGAUGUUGCUUGAAUCUUACCACUUUUCUAACACAACUUUUCAGAUAGCAACCUUCAAAAAUUAAAAAGAUUCUCAC